AAGCAGAAGCUCGCUCGUGCUGCACGUGAACAGAGCGAACGUCUGGUGACAGCGAUCCCGCCGCUGAUGUGGCCGUUCGGUCAGUCGACCCGUGGUGGACGCUGAGCCGCAGCCGCAGCGUUGUCACCGCCUUCAGCAGUGUUGCCGUCAGCAAGGCUACUCCCUGCAAGCACCUACCGGCCGCAGCCAUGGACAGAGGAAGGGGCCGCCUUGCCGCUGCCGCGUCCGAUGAGGUACGGCCGGAGUUAUCCAGCCCCAUGGCACUUCCCCACCUGCCGAAUCCGCCUCCGCAGAUCGAGGUCGACGCACCCGUGGCCGAGAGCUGGUGCUACACUCACGUGAGAGUGAUUAAGUUUUCCUACAUGUGGACCAUCAAGAACUUCAGUUUUUGCCGGGAAGAGACAGGGGAAGUGCUGAAGAGCUCGACAUUUUCUGCGGAAGCCAACGACAAGCUGAAGUGGUGCCUAAAGCUGAAUCCCAAAGGCCUGGACGAGGCGAGCAAGGACUACCUGUCCCUGUUCCUGUUGCUUGUAUCUAGUAACAAGAGUGAAGUUCGUGCCAAGUUCAAGUUUUCCAUCGUGAACGCAAAGCAGGAAGAGGCCGAGGCUGUGGAGAGUAAAAAGGCGUUCGCCUUUGUUCCUGGCAAGGACUGGGGCUUCAAGGAAUUUGUUCGAAGAGAAUUGCUCAACGAGGCCACUGGACUCCUUCCAAACGACAAGCUUACCAUCUCCUGCGAGGUAUGCGUUCUUGCUAAUUCUGUGAACAUCUCCGGACAGAACAGCGCCAUCCAGUUCAAGGUCCCAGAAUGCCGAUUGUCCAACGACUUUGGGCACCUCUUUGAGAGCCGCAAGUUUAGCGAUGUCAUCAUGAGCGUCAAUGGCCGGGAAUUCUAUGCACACAAAGCCAUCCUCGCGGCUCGCUCUCCGGUAUUUGCGGCCAUGUUUGAGCACGAGAUGGAAGAGAAGAAGCAGGGUCGAGUGGAGAUCACAGACAUGGACCAUGAGGUGCUACGUGAAAUGCUGCGGUUCAUUUACACUGGCCAAGCACCCAACCUUGACAGCAUGGCUGAUGACCUCCUGGUUGCCGCUGACAAGUACGCCCUAGAACGGUUAAAGGUCAUGUGUGAGGAGGCCCUAUGGUCGAAUCUGUCUGUUGAUACAGCUGCGCACGUGCUCAGUCUGGCUGACAUGCACUGUGCGGACAAGCUCAAAGCACGUGCCAUUGAUUUCAUCAACGCCAGACAUGCCACGCGUGUUGCAGAGACUAUGGGCUGGAAGAACAUUAUCCACCGGCAGCCGCACUUGGUCGCAGAGGCCUUCCAGGCGCUGGCCACCCAGCAGGUCCCGCCCAUAGAGCCACCCCACAAGCGCUUCAAGCAGUCCUAGGCACAAACUACAGAAACUGUUGCGUGUGCUGGAGCAAAAUGCUAUUUAGCAUUCUUACUGACUUUUUUUUUUCGCACAGGCCCAUUUGAUAGCCUGGUCGUCGUAAGGACCCACAUGGUCACCUUGUAAACUGUCUUGGAAGGGGGGUGGGGGUGAUAUAAAAUUCUUCUUCUUCUCAA
Messenger RNA from Dermacentor albipictus, 1564 nucleotides. The record is from RefSeq and is a predicted model, not a curated record. NCBI's taxonomy places the organism in Eukaryota, Metazoa, Arthropoda, Arachnida, Ixodida, Ixodidae.